Etheostoma spectabile (orangethroat darter) is the source of this 2811-nucleotide messenger RNA. RefSeq names its product activating transcription factor 4a (gene atf4a). Gene Ontology annotation, cellular component: ATF1-ATF4 transcription factor complex; nucleus; ATF4-CREB1 transcription factor complex. Gene Ontology annotation, biological process: regulation of transcription by RNA polymerase II. NCBI's taxonomy places the organism in Eukaryota, Metazoa, Chordata, Actinopteri, Perciformes, Percidae. The coding region runs from base 739 to 2076 and encodes 445 amino acids. Gene Ontology annotation, molecular function: RNA polymerase II transcription regulatory region sequence-specific DNA binding; DNA-binding transcription activator activity, RNA polymerase II-specific. The transcript has 4 exons. The record is from RefSeq and is a predicted model, not a curated record.
ACCAUAGACUGUAUAUUAAUGGACGGAGCAAUGUAAAAUACUCAAUGUUUACAUUUUGCAUCUGACCUACAUUUGACAUAGGCUGCCGUAUGAGGACACUCGUGUUUCGGCUCCAUGUAGAUCUAUUUUGUCAGCUGUUUCGACGACAUGCAUUCUAGCCAAUCACAAACCAGACUCGAGCGGAGUAAUAUGCUUUGGGUCAACGCUUCUUCUGCCCACCUGGAAGUUCGUUGCUUGUACAUACUUUUUCUUAAACGGAAAUUCCUCUUAACCUCUAUGCUAGCAGAGACGGGUUAGACGAUAUUACUAGUCGCUACUAAUAGUAAUAAAAGAUAAUCUUUGCUGCCAGUUACCAUGAAUGUACACUCAAACGUGGUGUGUGCGACACCGCGGAGGAAUACAGUCAGCGGUGUUUUGGCACUUUAUAAAGUACUGUGACGCUCUCCGCCCGCACAUCUUUUCUGUAUUCCUAACAGUGACCGUCUACUCUAGCCGAAAGCUCUACGCGCUAAAAUGGCAGUUUAAAGGCGUGCAGCGGCUAUCCUUGCAGCGGCAACAACCCGGCAGUGCAAAGGCUAAGUGCACUGGCUAUUUCUGGCAAAAUGGCGUCUCUCUCGGCAACCACCUACAGCUUUGCUGCCGUCGACAGCAGUACGGAACCCCUCGACUUGCUAACCUCAUCAGACUCGCCUUUGUUUUUAUUUACCCUUUCGCGUCUAACGUUGACAAGCAGCAGCCAUGACAUUCGAGCUGGCAUUGGAGGACGUGGAGGCCCUGUACUUAGGGCCCUCGUUUCUGAUGGCUGACCCCAUGGGGCCCCUUCUGGACCAAGAUGAAGAAGAAGUUCUUUCUCCCUCCAUCUCUUUAGAGGGGAAGGCGCCAGCUUCGCCCCCCCUCUCUUUCUCCUCCCCGUCUCCCUAUCAGACCUUGUCGUCCUCCCCGUUUUCUUCUGCCUCCCCUCCCUCCUCUCCUCCUCCCCCCACCCAACCCUCCUUGUUCCCGGGAACCAAGGCCGGAGUGGACUCCCUGUCCCUCCACUGGCUGGGUGCCAGCGACCUGCUCAACACUCACGUUGGAGCAGACGAUGGCAAUGCAGAUGAUGCUUUUGCGGGCAUGGACUGGAUGUCAGAGAAAAUUGACCUGAGUGAAUUUGACCUGGAUUCCCUCAUUGGCUCCUGCUCAUCCGAUGAGUCUCCCACCUCCCCUAAGGAUCUUCUGGCCUCCCUGGAUUCCCAAAUGGAUCUGGAUCUAGACUCCUUCAGCACAUGCAACCCCGCCCAGCACGAGAGCCUAGAGCUGGGUCUAUCACUCCCCAGCAUCCCCCCUCUCCCUCUGGAGCUCUCUCUCCCUGGAGCGGGUGAGGCCAAGAAGACCGAGGUGGCUCCGGAUCAGGAGCUUAUUGUGAAGUCUGAGCCUCCCUCUCCGGCUCCCUCUCCAACCUACACUUUGGAGCUGGGCAGUGAAGUGGAUGUCCUGGAUGCAGAGAAAACAGCCACAUCCCUCGCAGCCACCAUCAUUCCAGAUCCCAAUGGAAGCAAUCAGACCAUCAACCCCAUAGUGCUCUCUAUUCCCACCUCUGGCCACUUCGUCGUGGUGCUCACCAGCAAAGAUGAGCCCUCCCUUGUAUCUCUCCCUGACCAGUCCAUCAAAACAUCUCUAUCAAGUGACUGCGACAGUGACUCUGGCAUCGAGUCCGUUGCCAGCUCACCUGCCCGCUUCCCAUGUUCUUUUCCUGCCCCUUCUCCAGCUGGUUCCUCCAGGACCAAACCCUACUCCAAACCAGAGCCCUGUGAUGCUUCCUCGGCCAAGACCUCCACGGUCAAAUCGGUGUCUGGUGUUCCCAAGGUGGAAAAGAAACUGAAGAAGAUGGAGCAGAACAAGACGGCAGCCACUCGCUACAGACAGAAGAAGAGGGUCGAGAAGGACCUGCUUCAAGUCGAGUGCGAUGAGCUUGAGAAGAGAAACCAUGAGUUGACGGAGAAGGCAGACUCCAUCAGCCGAGAGAUUCAGUAUCUCAAGGACCUGAUGGAGGAAGUUCGUAAGCGUCGCGUCAAGACAAGUUCAGUGGCGUCGUAACUAGAAUGUGUAGUGACGGCACAAAACACUUUGUAUUACAAGUGUGUUUUUAAGAGAUUAACAAAACAGGGCAUGCUAUGGUGGAUGUGUGGAACGUGCUACAGAAAAGAGGGAAUUGCUAGAUGAAAGCGAAAAGACUCUGGAAGUUGAUGAUUGUUAGUGUAGAGCAGGGGGCUGGGAGGUAGUCAGGUGAAGCAUCUGUACAUGCUUGUCUCUCAGUCCCCUGUUAAAUCACCAAAAUGUACUCUCUGUCUUACUAGCAGUACUUGGGCAGACAGGCAGGGUGUAUAUUUGUAGACUAGGCAUGCAAAUCGUGAGUCAACAUACAGUAGCUCCUGGAAUUGUUAGACUUGGAGAAGAGAAUUCUUCACACUCAAAGCAUAAAUCAACAGCCAGAAUGAAAUGAACCCUGUGUCAGUAAAGUGAGAUACCACUUCUACCUUGUUACCCAUUCCUUUUUAACCCAGUGUCAUCCCAUAUCCAUUAUUCUCUUUAACAACUUCAAGUCCAGAAAGCGGCCUCAACUUAUUUAUGAAUUCUUGAUGUUACAAUGUCAACUUGGAUUUUUUUUUUUUGUGUAUAUAGUUCUUGCCUCCUUUGCUUGCAGAUAUUAGAUAUUGUCAUUUAAUACUGUAUAACAUCUGAUCAAUUGAGUAGCUCAGUCACUUAGCACAGCUGUAUGGCUUGUAAAAAUGCUUGCUCUUCUUUUUCUAAUAAAUGCCUAUCAGAACUCAA